UAUCGGUUAAACAUGUAUUUAAAUGUUAAACAAUAUGAGAAUGUUUGUGCUGUGCUGGCGCACAAGUUUCUCAUGGAAGUCUAGGUGGCAGUGACAGAUCCCGGACCCGGAAAAGGAGUGCAUUUGGGGUUUCUUCUAUCAAAGACACCGUGGUGGUGAGAACCCGUUUCAGGACACAAUGGGCAAGCCAAAGAGGGAAAAGAAGUCCGCUAUCAAUGAGGUGGUCACCCGUGAAAUGACCAUCAACCUCCACAAGAGGCUCCACGGUAUUGGCUUCAAGAAACGUGCCCCCCGUGCCAUCAAGGCCAUCCGUGCCUUCGCUGAGAAGGAGAUGGGCACUAACGAUGUCAGAAUCGACACUCACCUCAACAAACAGCUGUGGUCUAAGGGUGUUAGGAACGUCCCCUUCAGGAUCAGAGUGCGGCUUGCCAGACGCAGGAACGAAGAUGAGGAUUCUCCCAACAAGCUGUACACCUUGGUGACAUACGUUGCAGUGCCUACCUUGAAAAGGAGCCAGACCCUUAAUGUUGAUGUGAGUCAAGAAUAAAAAGUAUUUGUAUAAACUCAA
Molecule: messenger RNA, 568 nt
Organism: Frankliniella occidentalis (western flower thrips)
Lineage: Eukaryota; Metazoa; Arthropoda; Insecta; Thysanoptera; Thripidae
Gene: RpL31
Product: 60S ribosomal protein L31
Exons: 3
Coding region: 179-547 (122 amino acids)
Biological process (GO): cytoplasmic translation
Cellular component (GO): ribosome; cytosolic large ribosomal subunit
Molecular function (GO): structural constituent of ribosome
Source: RefSeq, a predicted model, not a curated record